Labeo rohita (rohu) is the source of this 4994-nucleotide messenger RNA. It is a transcript of the gene mtus1a, whose product is annotated as microtubule associated tumor suppressor 1a. The transcript has 15 exons. Bases 421 to 3765 code for a protein of 1114 amino acids. Gene Ontology annotation, cellular component: nucleus; cytoplasm. The record is from RefSeq and is a predicted model, not a curated record. Lineage: Eukaryota; Metazoa; Chordata; Actinopteri; Cypriniformes; Cyprinidae. Gene Ontology annotation, molecular function: microtubule binding.
GCGCUGUACGAGUAGAGGCGUGUUUUAGUAUGCAGGGACAGCCCAAAAGUGUGCUGACAGCAGCCUGGACUGUGCCACAUUCCUAUGAGACAAACCAUUGCUGCGAGCCAGGAGUGGUGCUGAAGGAGGGACUGCUUGGGCUGAUGGGUAUUUUAGAGCUGGCAGUCUUUAUAUACGUGCGUUUAGUGUGGUGUAGUGUUUACCACAGCAUUAACGGGAUUGAUCCUGAGACAUGGAGCUGCGAGAGCUGCAGGAGCCUGAAUGGGAUGUGCUGAACUGACAUAAUGUUAUGCGUGGAACAUUCACACAAUGGGUUUCAAUAAAUAACCCUGCGCUGACAUUCUAGAGACGAGUAAUACAAAUCCCAUAAAACAAGAGGUGUUUCAGACAGAAGUGAAAUUGCUCAUAGCGGGCCACUCCAUGGAGACCACACAUAGAUCCAUGAAUCUUACCUUCCCUAUUGAGGACAAAAAUGGAAAUAACAUCACUUGCUCAAGCGAGGAUUCCCCAGAUUCACUAAGGGGCUCUAGCAGUUUGAGUUGUGGCGGUUCAGUCAGUCCUCCUGAUGUAGAAAUGGAGGACUGUAUCACUUGUCCAACAAAUGAUGAGGGAUCUCGUCCUUCAAAUGUAGUGAAAUCAAGUGGUGCCAUUGCUGUAGACUUUGUCAAAUCAAAAAUUGACAACUGGAAUGAGACUAUGACUCUCUUGUUAGUAGACCCCAAAAACUCUGAAUGCAAUAGCAGUGACCGAAGCUCAGAAACCUCCCCUGGCGAGCGAGAGCUGUCUGAGGUGGACUCCUGUGAGCCGUCACGCCGUGGAUCCAGUGAGAACUGUUGCUCUGUGAGCUCUGGUGAAAUGGUUAUGAGGAGUAACAGCUUUGUCUUGCAUGAGAACGACGAGCCACUUAGUAUCUCACUGAUCAGGGAGUCCAGAACCUCCUUGGAUAUAUCUUCAGAUCUUGCUGUGGUAUCAGGGAUGUUACCUGACGUGUGUGAGGGCCUAGCCGAGGUGCCGCAAGAUGAUCGCAAGAAUCAGGGCCUGGAGUGUACCUACAUCCAACUCAACAAUCAAACCUUUCUCAUAGAUGAAAAGUCAUUGAGCAAUGAGAAACUUGAAUGCGUCACACCUAUUCAUAAUCACAAAUCCCAUAAGGAUGUGCAAAAGUUGGCAUUUACCAAUAGUGGAUCUAAUCCUUCAACACCAGUUGAGGGAAAAACUGUGCUUCUUACUGCCUCUGAGGAUUUGGACAUCAGUGGCGAUGCUCAAACCUCAACUCCAGUGCAGACUGUGAAUAACAAGACAUUUUGCCUCCCAUCUUUGUCUGAGUCACCUCUAAAUAAAGAUGAAGGUGAUUCAGUGAGUCCAAUGGCUCAAGUUAUUAGACAGCAGCAAGGCGCUGCUUCUCAAAAGUCCAAAACACCCUUGUUGUCAGCGAGUAAAAGCAACAAGAUAGAAAUAAAACGGUUUCCGAAGCCUAACUUCAGUAAUAUAAAGUCUAAAAUUAUGUCACGCGCCUCCAACCCCUUCAAGACAUCAAGUGCACCGGUUACAAACGCUGUCCCUCAGACUAAUGAAAGCCAGACUAUGGACCAACAUAAGUCAUCUCCUACCAAAUCCACUUCUAAUGCAGUAACCAGCACUUCUGCCACACCAGCUCAAAGUGUAAGAAGCGCUAAUGCAGCUAAAAGAACCCGCUCAUCUACUUGCCAAGAAAGUGGUCCAGCCUCAAAAUUUCGACCUCGCCGAUGGUCUGAAAGCGCUACCUCUUCCAAAACAAAUAAAGAUGGAUCGCAAGAGAAGAAUGGAGUCUUGAACAACCUCACCACACCACAAAGAAACACUAAAGGUGCUGCUCAGAAUCAGGGCGGGAAGACCAAACCUGCAGAAAUGGAGACAAAUAGAGAGGACACCCAGGGGAAUGAGUCUCUGAAGGUUCGUGGGAAAAAUCAGAAAGCCAAUCUGUUGGCGGUGUCUACCAGGCCAGCAGCAGUGGCAUGUGAGUGGAGUAGAAGCAGGGUUGGCUCCCAGCCAUCCCCAGCCAGUACAGGAGGCGCCUCUGCUGCUCACGUUCCAGCUGCAAACUUACGACCACCACUUUCAGCCUCUAAGCUCAAACCUGGUACAGCAGGAAGAGAUGGCAGCAGUACCUCUGACAUGCCUUCACCCAGGAGCAAACUGAGCACGUCUGAUGUCAAGCUCAAAAUCCAUUUAACUGAAGGUGCAAGUGCAGUUUCAGGAUCCCAGACCAGAUCUGCUGUGUUCGCAGCUCCAACAUCGGCCUCCAAACUGCCUGUGAAAUCCAGAUUACAGACCAAGAGCUCCAGCACUUCUCAGACAAAUGGACAUUUAAAGCAAGACCAAGCUGAACCCUCUGUGGGAACCUUGAGUAAACCUCCUCCUAACAGGACCCCAUUGUCAAGGACCAAGCUGCAAUAUCCACCUACCAGGAGUGCAUCAUCAGGAUGCAAAAACACCUCUUCAUCAGGUUCAGGGAGGCCUUCGAGCAGUCCUCUGAAAGCCCCUACCAUAGCCCGACUUAAGGCACCUGCUUCUACUCCAACAGUUGACAAGAACAAGUCAAGGACUUCCCGAAACCAGCAGCCCCCGACAAAUGGGCAACCGGAUCUGGUACCUCCAGAGAGCAAAUCAAGAAAUGUGGAGUACUACAAGGCUCUGUGUGAGAAGAAGAACCAGACCAUCCAGCAGCUGGAGAACACGCUUCGAUCCAACAACCGCAGGUUCGAAGCUGUUGCUGUGGUCAUAAAGCAUCUAUGUGCUGGGCAUGAGGAGAUGAUGAAGCAGCGCAGGGAGCUGUCUCAGGAGCUGGUCACCUUGCGUGAGGAGCUGGUGAGCUCAGCUCACUCCUGUGAGCGCCUGGAGCAGGAGAAGGAUGAGCUGCGUGCCGCUUUUGACGGAGUUCUGCAGAAGGUCCAGGAGCAGCACCGCUUGGACCUCGCUGACCUCGAGGAGAGACUGAAGACCUUCUAUUCCACCGAGUGGGAGAAGGUCCAUCAGACCUACCAGGAGGAGGCUGACAAGUGCAAAGCUCAGAUGGAGCAGCAGCUGAAAGAGUUGCGAGAAAAACAUGAGGCUUUGAAAAGGGAACUGGAAGUGAGCCAUAUGGAGGAAGUGGAUGGCCUUAAACAACAGUUUGAAGAGUCUUUCAAAGAACUCAAACGGUCCCAUGAACAGGAAAUGCAGACUCUCAAUGCAACACUGAAGGAAUCAGAGGACACGUUAUCUAAUCGAAUUCAGGAGCUCAUAACAGAGAAUAACAACCUCAAAGAAAAGCUGGAUGCUGAAGUGAAGAGAAGGAUGGAUCUGGCUGAGAAAACACAGGACUCCCAUACUCUUUAUCUGGAGCAGGAGCUUGAAAGCCUUAAAGUAGUGCUGGACAUUAAAAACAAACAGCUCCAUGAACAGGACAAGAAACUCAUGCAGAUAGACAAACUGAUGGAGAGGAAUGUGAAGUUGGAUGAAUGUCUUAAGAAACUGCAACAGGAAAACGAAGACCUCAAAGCCAGAAUGGACAAACAUGCUGCUUUAUCAAGACAACUGUCUACAGAGCAGGCGGUUUUGCAGGAAUCCCUUCAGAAGGAGUCCAAAGUGAACAAACGCUUGUCUAUGGAGAACGAAGAGCUGCUCUGGAAGCUGCACAACGGUGAUCUAAGCAGCCCUCGCAAGGUCUCCCCUUCUCCGUCCCUGAAUCUCCAGUCACCACGUAACUCAGCGAUGUUCUCCAGCCCUCCCCUCUCGCCUAGAUAACAAUGGCCUUCAGCUUCCAGGAAGCACUUUCAUACAGGACGGAGCGCUUCCUGUAUGCUGAAGCUGGUCUGGACCAUGUCAGUGGCUUUCGAUAUGGAAUGAACUCUUGACUCUUGUACAGAUUAGACUAUAUUGCACAGAAGCACUUACCAAUGAGGCCACCCUCGUACUAUGCCUUUUACAUCUGACUGUGGAGGAAAAAAAAAAGAAGUAUCUCAGGGCUUGUAGAAGGUUUCUCUCAAAUUUAUGUUUUUUCCCUCCUGGAUUGCUUUAACCAGCUUUCUGUAGAGGAAUGACAUAUGAAUCCACGACUGGGGCCUUUAUCAACUUACAAAGCUUUUCCACCAGACGCCUUGAAGUGUAUCUGUAUAUACCUAGAUUUAUCAUCGCUCUGGGACAAAUGCCCAAAUGCCAGCCGGCCAGUGGACAUUUCCCAGAUGCUGCUGCUUAUGUAGCGUUUGGUUUCCCUUUACUUUAUGUAGGACCUCAGACCCUGGAUGAACUUUUUUUUAAAGAGGCAAUCCAUAGAUCAACUCGCGUCAUAAACUGACUGUUACGCUUUACUCAAAUGGAAAUAUUCAAGAUCUCAAACCGGUGUUCUCAAAACCUUAUGCAACAUUUUUUUCUUGUUUAUAUCAUGCCUUUAUUUUUGAUUUUGUAUUUUUUAAACAUCAUACAAGGUGAGCUUUGCCCAGAUCAUGAUGCAUGUUUCAUCACAGAUUUGCUCUCCUUAUCACUCAUAUAUGCAUAGGAGAGAUGCAAUACAGUGACUGAUGCAGAAUGAAUUAUUACAAAGUCUUGAAUGUUUUGAUUAAUGCCUGUAUAAGGGUUGAAUUGUCCUUUUCCUCACGUUCUUGGCAAUCAAAGAUGCAGUCUAAUUGCAAUGGUAUGCUGUAAACGGACAAGUGUUUGAUAUAAAAAUGGCACGUCAUUGGGCAGCCCUGUGACUGAAGGCAUGUAGUAUUGGGAAUCUGCGAUUUUUCAUAAUGACUUUAUUGAAUACGGGUUUUGUAUAUUAUUCAGUAUGAUUGAGCCCUACGGGACAGAUUUGAGAGUUUGUUUGUCUUUGUUUCAAUAUUUAUGUGUUCAUGAGACCAAUGUAAUGGCCUAGCAUGUUCCAGUGGCCUCAGGAGCUCCCCCUCUGUCUGAAACCCUCCACUGCAGCUUUACAUUCAAGCUAUUUACAAAGAAGUUCAAAAGCAAAAGAAGUUUUUUUUUUUUUUUUUUUU